ACAUAAUCACACUGACGAGCCAAAGUGCUGCUCCGUUCUCGUGCUCAAAUGGGCUGACAGAACAGACAGCAUCGCAUUUAACUGCUCCUGUCACUAUCCACCUCGCGCAUCCAGAAUGCGCAGCCCGCGGAGCUUCCUCGCCGCCGUCUCCGGACACCUCGCCGGCCGCCAAGCUCCAGCGGCUCCUGGUCACCACUCCCUCCCCGUGCGCACGCUCCAAACCCUAGCCCAGCGGGAGCCUGUGCGCCUCAAGAAACUCUCGGCCCCCGACACCGGGAUCCUGGAGCUGACGCUGGAGCGGCCAGAGGUGAAGAACGCCAUCAGUUGGGAGUUGAUGACAAGGCUGCGGGGCGCGAUCCACAAGAUUGAGGCCGACGCGACGGCCAAGGUCGUCCUUGUUGCGAGCUCCGGACCGGGAGUCUUCUGCGCAGGCGCCGAUCUCAAGGAAAGGAGGCACAUGAGCUCUUCACACGUUAAAGAAUAUGCUAAUUCCUUACGGUCUACAUUCUCGUACUUUGAGGCACUCUCCAUUCCAACAAUUGCCGUCAUUGAAGGAGCUGCUUUGGGUGGUGGGCUAGAACUUGCUCUCUCAUGUGAUCUGCGUAUAUGUGGAGAAAAUGCAACCCUUGGACUGCCAGAGACAGGCCUUGCUAUUAUUCCUGGAGCCGGGGGUACACAGCGUCUUCCAAGGAUCACCGGAAGGUCCAGAGCGAAGGAACUGAUAUUCACAGGCCGCAGAUGCGACGCAACUGAAGCCGUCUUGAUGGGACUAGCAAACUACUGCGUUCCAGCAGGGGAGGCCUACGGCAAGGCUCUUGAACUCGCCCGUGAGAUGACGAAGAAAGGCCCUCUUGGGGUAAGAAUGGCCAAGAAGGCCAUCGACCAAGGGAUGGAGGUAGCAGACAUGCGCUCCGCGUUGGCUGUCGAAGGGGAAUGCUACGAGCAGCUGCUGCACACGCAGGAUCGCCUCGAGGGCCUGGCUGCAUUCGCUGACAAGAGGGAGCCCGUGUACACCGGAGAGUAAUUAGUGCCCGAAGUGUACACAGGAGAAAAGUGUUGAUGUGCCGUGACAUGAUCGUCUCCUGGACUCCUGCCACUCCGUGUGGUGAAUGAUGUUUCGGGGUUGAAUAUUUUACCGUGGGCCUGGUUGGUUGUUC
Aegilops tauschii subsp. strangulata is the source of this 1157-nucleotide messenger RNA. Its product is annotated as probable enoyl-CoA hydratase 2, mitochondrial. Gene Ontology annotation, biological process: fatty acid beta-oxidation. Gene Ontology annotation, cellular component: mitochondrion. Gene Ontology annotation, molecular function: catalytic activity. The record is from RefSeq and is a predicted model, not a curated record. Lineage: Eukaryota; Viridiplantae; Streptophyta; Magnoliopsida; Poales; Poaceae.